Molecule: messenger RNA, 1699 nt
Organism: Musca vetustissima
Lineage: Eukaryota; Metazoa; Arthropoda; Insecta; Diptera; Muscidae
Gene: PIG-B
Product: GPI mannosyltransferase 3
Exons: 6
Coding region: 2-1699 (565 amino acids)
Biological process (GO): GPI anchor biosynthetic process
Cellular component (GO): endoplasmic reticulum membrane
Molecular function (GO): alpha-1,2-mannosyltransferase activity
Source: RefSeq, a predicted model, not a curated record
GAUGAAUUUGAUACUCGUGUUCUUAUUUUGCUUAGCUGUGCGCACUGCCUCAGUUUUUGUAGUAAAGACCUUUUAUGUUCCGGAUGAAUAUUGGCAAAGUUUAGAGGUUGCACACAAAAUUACGUUCGGCUAUGGUUAUUUGACAUGGGAGUGGGUGCAAGGAAUUCGUAGUUAUAUAUAUCCCGUGGUUAUAGCCGGAAUUUAUAAAAUUUUGGCUCUCCUCAGUCUGGACACUGUAAAAUGGCUUGUUGUGCUGCCAAGAUUGUUACAAGCAACAUUAUCUGCAUAUUCCGAUUACCGAUUCUUCAUAUGGACGGGCAAAAAGAAAUGGGGGUUAUUCCUCAUCGCAGUUUCUUGGUUCUGGUUUUAUACAGGAUCUAGGACUUUAAGCAAUACGUUGGAGACGUCAUUGACAACUAUUGCUUUGAGUUAUUUUCCGUGGAACGGCGAGGGCAUAGGUUAUUUGUGGCCUGCAGCUUUCUGCUGCUUCCUUCGACCAACGGCCAUUAUCAUUUGGCUACCUUUAGUUUUCUAUCACCUUCAUAAAUCUAAGUUAAGAUGGACUGAAUUGGUAUUUAAGCGAUUUAUAUUUAUUGGAUUACUUGUUGCGACAAUUUCCGUGGCUAUCGAUUCCUAUAUGCAUGGACGAUUCCUAAUCACUCCAUAUGAAUUUCUUAAGUACAAUGUUAUUCAAAACAUUGGAAGUUUCUAUGGCUACCACCCUUGGUAUUGGUACUUUACAGUUGGCUUGCCCACAGUGUUGGGCAUAAAUUUCUUACCAUUUCUAUUUGGCGCAAUCGAAACAAUUCGUCACAGCAAUGCAUAUCCCACACGCAAAUACUUACUGUUGACUGUGUUACUAUCUUUAAUAGUAUUAAGUGCAGUGGAGCAUAAGGAGUUCCGAUUUGUAUGUGUUUUAUUGCCAUUGUGUCUGUACAUUGCUUCCGACACAUUAACCAGAUGGAGUUACAAGGCUUCAAGGCUAUCUUUGUGGAUUGUGGCCAUUCUUAUAAUUGUUGGAAAUGCCGUCCCAGCUUGGUACUUAAGUACGAUCCAUCAAAAAGGACCAAUUGAAGUUAUGUCAAAACUGGGUAAUAUUCUGUCUUCAUAUAAAUCCGAACAACCCCGUCCAGCUAAUGUACUCUUCUUAAUGCCCUGCCAUUCGACGCCCUACUACAGCCACAUACACCAAAAUGUCACGAUGAGAUUUUUAACAUGUGAACCAAAUUUGAAAGAGAUUUCCAAUUACAAGGACGAAGCUGAGCUCUUCUUCGAGUCCCCGGUUCAUUGGUUGCGUUCACAUAUUCCUUCGUAUCCGCGCUCCGCAAAGCCGACACAUGUUGUACUAUAUGAGCCAUUAGCAAAUACAAUAAACGAAUUCCUUGCUGACUACAAGAUGUUGGAAAGGGUACCCAAUGCGGAGGUAAACAAUGUUGACCCCCAAAUCCUCCUAAAUCAUUGGUCCGUCCUGGUUAAAGAAAAGCGAUUAAAUGCAGACUCUCUAUUACAGUACAUCAACUCAAGAACUGGUAAAAACAUUAUUAUUUAUCAACGGUUGCGUGAUGGCGAGGAAAACAAAUUCAAUCGGAAUGAAUUCAGAGGUGAAGAAGACAUGGUUGUAAAAUACCCUAACUUGGCUGAAUUUGAAAACCAGGGUGACUCAUAUGAAUCGGAAACAGCAAGUAAUCUGUAUAACUAA